Messenger RNA from Schistosoma haematobium, 846 nucleotides. RefSeq lists its product as uncharacterized. Gene Ontology annotation, molecular function: peptidyl-prolyl cis-trans isomerase activity. Bases 1 to 417 code for a protein of 138 amino acids. The record is from RefSeq and is a predicted model, not a curated record. Gene Ontology annotation, biological process: protein peptidyl-prolyl isomerization; protein folding. Lineage: Eukaryota; Metazoa; Platyhelminthes; Trematoda; Strigeidida; Schistosomatidae. The transcript has 4 exons. Gene Ontology annotation, cellular component: intracellular membrane-bounded organelle.
AUGCAUCCGCGUCGAAUAGCGCUAUAUCUGUAUUUCUGUGUACGCGGCAAUCCGACUAGUCGUAAAGCGAGGUUAAUGGCUGUUUUAAAACUGCUGUGCGCGUUAUUAUUGACGUCUAUUUUAUGUUUCGGCCUUAUUCUCAGUGAAGCAAAUGGACCUAGAGUUACUGACAAAGUGUUCUUCGAUAUUGAAGUCGAUCAUAAGCCACUUGGUCGAAUAAUUAUCGGAUUGUUUGGUAAAACAGUGCCUAAGACAGUUGAAAACUUCAAGCAAAUUGCAAUUGGCACUCAACUGAAGGAUGGUCGAACUGCUUCAUACAAAGGAAGCGGUUUUCAUCGUGUCAUUAAGUCAUUCAUGAUACAAGGUGGAGACUUCACAAACCACGAUGGGACUGGAGGUAAUCUUCGGGUUUAUUAAUUUUCCCAGGUUUUAGUAUAUAUGGUGAUAGGUUCCCUGAUGAAAACUUUAAAUUGAGACAUGUCGGAGCAGGGUGGUUGUCAAUGGCAAAUGCUGGUAAGUUUACUCGCUUAAAAUUACUGUUGCAGGUCCUGACUCAAAUGGAAGUCAGUUCUUCAUUACGACCGUAAAGACAUCAUGGUUAGAUGGAAAACAUGUUGUUUUCGGAAAGGUUGUAGAAGGAAUGAAUAUUGUUAGACAGAUUGAAAAUGAAACGACGGAUUCGAGAGAUAGACCUGUUAAGAGCAUCAAAAUAGCAAAUUGUGGACACAUUCCUGUGGAGACUCCGUUUUCGGUAACCAACGAUGAUGCUGUAGAAUAAACUAGUGUGAAUAAUCUCCUACUUUUUGUAUUUAUGUACAUUCGUAAAUAUAAUUUGGUCAAGUGGAU